AUGCUACUCACUGUUUGCGAAUCGCUGAUCGCUGGUAUUUUAAAAGAUUUGCACGCUUUUUCAAAAUUUAAUUAUGAAGACCAGAAAUUUUUGUCAUUGAAACUCGUACCAAGAGAGAAAUACCUGGAUUUCCACAAUCAUCACGACUACAUGUGUAACCUUCCGUAUAUAACAAGAGUGGAUUUAACAACUCACCAUGCGCUAUUCAAUUGCAACAACUGGACAAACAACCAUUAUUGUUGUAGCCGGAAGAGUUCCUUAAAGCAAGACAUAACAACAAUGGAAAAAGGGAAAAAAAGAAAGAUAUGCUGGAAUCUCUAA
This is a messenger RNA of Brugia pahangi, 321 nucleotides long. The record is from the annotation of a GenBank genome assembly. Lineage: Eukaryota; Metazoa; Nematoda; Chromadorea; Rhabditida; Onchocercidae.